Gadus chalcogrammus (walleye pollock) is the source of this 1147-nucleotide messenger RNA. RefSeq names its product RAB4B, member RAS oncogene family (gene rab4b). Gene Ontology annotation, cellular component: endosome. Gene Ontology annotation, biological process: Rab protein signal transduction; regulation of endocytosis. Lineage: Eukaryota; Metazoa; Chordata; Actinopteri; Gadiformes; Gadidae. Gene Ontology annotation, molecular function: GTPase activity; GTP binding. The record is from RefSeq and is a predicted model, not a curated record. The coding region runs from base 310 to 954 and encodes 214 amino acids. The transcript is spliced from 7 exons.
UAAUAAAUUGAAUGUGAACUUCGUUAGAAUAAAACAAUAACUCAAUGCAAAACCAAAAAUACAAACAUGAACGAACUGUAAACGUCAAGUGGUCUAAACGUCGUUGAACGUAAAAAGGUAACGUCAUCACGUUACGCACGCCAUGUUGUUUUCCCAGUGCCCCGAGCAGAACCGACCUGAGCCGAGCGGAGCCGAGCGGUAUCACGGAAACUGCUGCGGAGACGAGGAGUAAACAUCCCUGCCGACUGCGAUUCGCUCCCCGCCGCCUGAGACCGACAGCCCGCCGGCGGAGCUCCACUGACGGCCGCCAUGUCUGAGACCUACGACUUCCUCUUCAAGUUCCUGGUGAUUGGCAGCGCCGGUGCAGGGAAGUCCUGCCUCCUCCACCAGUUUAUAGAGAGCAAGUUCAAGCAGGACUCCAACCACACCAUCGGGGUGGAGUUCGGCUCGCGGGUUGUGAACGUCGCCGGGAAGACGGUCAAACUGCAGAUCUGGGACACGGCCGGCCAGGAGCGCUUCAGGUCGGUGACGCGCAGUUACUACCGAGGGGCGGCUGGCGCCCUGCUGGUCUACGACAUCACCAGCCGGGAGACGUACAACGCGCUGACCAACUGGCUGACGGACGCCCGCACGCUGGCCAGCCCCAACAUCAUCAUCAUCCUGUGUGGCAACAAGAAGGACCUGGACGCCGACCGCGAGGUCACCUUCCUGGAGGCCUCUCGCUUCGCCCAGGAGAACGAGCUCAUGUUCCUGGAGACCAGCGCUCUGACCGGGGAGAACGUAGAGGAGGGCUUCCUGAAGUGUGCCCGCACCAUCCUCAACAAGAUAGACUCAGGUGAGCUGGACCCAGAGCGAAUGGGCUCCGGGAUCCAGUACGGCGACGCCUCCCUGAGGCAGCUCCGCCAGCCCCGGGGGGCGGGGCCCGCACAGAUCAAGCAGCAAUGUAACUGCUAGGGGGGGGGCCCUCCGGGGACCGGGGCCGGUGAGCAGGAGCCCCCCGGUGGGGCGGUGACCUCUGCCCUGUGACCUCUGCCCCCGGCCCGGGCGGGGAACUCCUGACUGAACAUGCAAGGCUGGUGAAGAACCUCCGGAGAAGAUCCAUGGACCUCCUCCUCCUCUCCUUCAGACCUCCUCCUCCUCCUCCCCC